AUGGCUGGUAUGACUGCCGCUAGCACUCUAUUAGAAAAUGGUAUUUCAGACUUUUUGAUUAUUGAAGCACAAUCGAUUCUUGGAGGGCGAAUGAAAGAAACAAAAUUCGGAGGAUAUACUAUUGAAUUAGGUCCUAGUUGGAUCCAAGGUAUACGAAAUAAUGAAACUGGAGAAGAAAAUCCAAUAUGGACAUUGGCGAACAAACACAAACUCAUGAACAUUUACACUGAUUAUGAGGACUUACUGACUUUUGAUCAAAAUGGUUUGACCAAUUAUUCGAACAUCAUAAAUCAAGCAUUUGAUAAAUUUGAUCAAGUUGUAGACGAUGCAGAGAAAAGAUUAGCAUUGGGACUGGAAGAUCUGUCAUUCGCGCAAGGUCUAAGCCUUCAAGGAUGGAUACCUCGGACACCGCACGAAAAAGUAGCCGGUUGGUGGGCAUUUGACUUCGAAUAUGCUGAUACACCAAGCGCAUCGAGCAUGAUUGAGACAGCAAUCCAUAGUAAGACGAGUUAUGCUCAAUGGUCGGAGGAUAAUCAUGCGAGAACUAAUACACUUACUUUCUUAAUAUAUUUUGCUAACGAUUUUCAUUCAACUAUGGUUUUAAUCCAUCGUUGUGCAGCAGGUGGAGCAUCAACAAGUUUUGUUUUCAUUGCAUUUUUUUCUCCAACCUUUACACAAAAAUUUACGUUCUUCUUUUUUUUUGCUGGUUUGGAAGGAACACAACGCAAUUCAUCAUCAUCAUCAUCACUUUCAGAUGUUUUCUUAAGACAAACAGCUGAUGAUGUUGUCGAUUGUUUCUGA
This is a messenger RNA of Rotaria sp. Silwood2, 801 nucleotides long. NCBI's taxonomy places the organism in Eukaryota, Metazoa, Rotifera, Eurotatoria, Philodinida, Philodinidae. The record is from the annotation of a GenBank genome assembly.